GUCUUUCCUCUGGAGCCACCGGAACCAGAACCAGAACCAGACCCAGAUCCUGAUCCUGACUCGGACCCUGACCCUGACCCAGUAACUGACCGGACCUGCCUGCCCACCUGUACCUGAGAGUCGGUCUACACACGCCUUCACAUCAAUGGCCUGUUUCCGUGGCAACUGGGAGGAAUUUUAUGGAGAAGUCCUCCUAUUGGACGAGAGGAAGAUCACACUAACGGCCGAGCAGGGCAUCAAGAAAUCAUCGAAGGUUGCGGCCAUCUUGCAACAGGUGUUUUCUCACCUGAACGUGGUUGAAGUCGAGUUCUUCGGGUUGAGAUUCUGCGACAACAAACAGCAGACGCACUGGUUGGAUCCAUCAAAAACUCUUUCACAACAUCGAGACCUCGUCGGGCCUCCGUACAUUUUCUACUUUGGUGUCAAGUUUUACGUCGAAGAUCCGUCAAAGCUGAAGGAGGAAACUACGCGGUAUCAGUUCUACCUGCAGGUUCGUCAGGACGUCCAUCAAGGUCGCCUGCGAUGCCCCCCCCACCUCAGACCUCGACUCUCCGCUCUGAUGCUGCACGUGGAGCGAGGUGACCAAAGAGAGGCGGAGCCGUUGAACUCAGAGGAGAACCAGGAAGAACAACACAUCAUCUACCAAACACUCAGCGGUGUCUCUCGUCCUCAGGCUCAGUGUCUCUUCCUGUCUCUCUGCAGCUCUCUGCAGAUGUUCGGAGUCCAGCUGUUCGCCGCCUACGGUGAGAACCACACGGAGUUCUUCCUGGGUCCGACUCCGGUGGGCGUGGUCGUCUACAAGAACAAAGUGCUGGUGGGGAAAUAUUUCUGGCAGAGAAUCACCAAACUUCACUUUAGAGACGAAACCUUCGAGCUCCGAGUCGUUGGAAGAAACGGAUCAGAGACGUCGUUCUACUUCCAGACGCUGCAUCGGUCCGACUGUAAACGUCUGUGGAGAUGUUGUGUUGAACAUCACGCCUUCUUCAGGAUGUCGGAGUCGAAUCCCCUGACGUGUAAACUGAAAUUCAACAGUGUUGCUCGUUCGCCCUCUCUGGCUCUUCCUCGGCUCAACGUCGGCCUCCUGAGAAACAAAACGAUUAACAACCGAACGACAGAUCAGAGACCAAAACAUCACGCCAAUCAGACGGCGAGCGUCACCGGUGAGCCGAUGGCGACGCAGGCGGCGCCGCCUGCUGUUCAGAGGUCAGCGGGCGCGGCGGAGCAGGAUGACCUGAAGCCCAGUGCACCAUGGGAAAACAGCGGCCCUCUGAGCGGCCUUUUCAACCCAAAGUUUCCUCCAAGCACCAAAGAAGAAGAAGAAGACGUUGGAGGUGGAGGUGGAAGACCACAGAGACGGAGCAGAAGUCUGGAUGGAGAUCAAUCAAUCAGACAGCGCGGCAGGAGAUCUCGUUCCCGUGGCAACACAAGCAGCGGCAGCGAAUCACAGAAGACGGCGAGUAACAGCGAGCAACGCAGACGAAGAAAAAAGAGCCGCGAUCGCCAUGGAAACCGGAGACCUGAUUCCAGAUCACGGAGUCCUGACGCCCUGACAUGGAAACACAUCCAGAAGCAGCUGAUGGAGCCCGAUGGUUUGACUGACAGACAAAUGGAGGAAAUACCUUAUAAGGAAGUGAGGGUGUCGGGGGAGCCAAUCAGAACGCGUCGUUCUCCGAGGGGGCGGCGGCAUCGCCGGUGGGCGUCGGCUUCAGACCUCCAGUCAAAGAUGGACCAGCUGGUUCCUCCUCUUCCUGUUACCAAGGCAACCAACACUUCCGUUCGAUUACCCACAAGUCCCUGAGGCAGCCGUCGACUCAUUCUUUACCCACAUUGCAUUAUAUAUAUAUAUACAGUGUAUAUACAUAUACAUGUAUAUGUAUAUACAUGUAUAUAUAUAUAUAUAUAUUAUGAUUGUGAAUUAAUCAUUUUAAAUAUGUUGACGCGUCCAAAAUGAAUAUUUUUGUUUAUCUCUGUGGAAGAUAUCUGAUGAUCGAGUGGCUCAAUGUUAUUCAUGUUAUCAUUAGUACCUUUAAGUACAGUACUUGAGUAAAUGUACUUAGUUACUUUUCACCUCUGAUAUAAAGGAGAGUAAACCUUGAUUAGAA
Molecule: messenger RNA, 2102 nt
Organism: Sebastes umbrosus (honeycomb rockfish)
Lineage: Eukaryota; Metazoa; Chordata; Actinopteri; Perciformes; Sebastidae
Gene: epb41l4a
Product: erythrocyte membrane protein band 4.1 like 4A
Exons: 23
Coding region: 146-1798 (550 amino acids)
Cellular component (GO): cytoskeleton
Source: RefSeq, a predicted model, not a curated record